Neodiprion virginianus is the source of this 2471-nucleotide messenger RNA. RefSeq lists its product as uncharacterized. NCBI's taxonomy places the organism in Eukaryota, Metazoa, Arthropoda, Insecta, Hymenoptera, Diprionidae. Bases 301 to 2454 code for a protein of 717 amino acids. The record is from RefSeq and is a predicted model, not a curated record. The transcript is spliced from 3 exons.
CGAACGACGACGCCGUGACGCCGCCCAGCAGUUUGCGUCACCUCCAGCUGCGCGCUGGCAAACUUAUAUUAUACCUACUAUACUUGGUGUGUACCCAGCUGGCUACACGAAAGUCCGCUGACAAUCUUAUUCCACGCCGCGUGGUGCCGACCGGGACCUAAACGAUCACGAAUUCGCUCCGAGCCCCCGCCCAAGUCGUUUCGCGAACGCGUCGCGCUCCUUGGGAGCAUGCCUCGGUCAGCACCGGUAGGCAGGAAGUCGUAGGCACACUUAGAGACACACUGCAGCAGUCGUUCCGUCAUGCAGGAAGCCGGCUGCGAGCCCCCGACGUCUUCUCCUGGGUCCGACGGACCCUCCUGGUACCGAAGGUGCCUGGCCUACCUCAGGAAUCACGGUCGCGUUGAUCCGGCCAAGGUUGAACUGCCGCACUGCGACUUCUUCAUCGUCGGACAGCGCCGAACUCUGCGGGUCUUGAGGCCCGCGCUUAGGGGUCGGUGGUUCUACGAGGGUAACAACGGCCGACCUGAAUCCGUCAAUGACAACUUCUUCUCAAGGUGGUCGAAGCGGCCUCAUCCUUCCGGGAACUGCAGGUGCUCCUUCCGGCAGUCGGCCAGGCUAAGCUCGACCGAGGAGGAGAUCAUUUCGAAGGAGAUAAACAGGAUUCGGACGAGCCUUUGCGAGGCUGAGAAGACCGGGCAGGACAUCGGGGAGAUCGAAAGGAGCGUGGCGAUCAACCUUGACGUGCUGAUCCCCGUUACCAGUCAACCGACCAAAAGGGCGACCGUCGCUGAGGAGAAGAUCGUCAAGACAAAGAUCAUCCAGGAUCUGGAGAGGUACAUAAACGAUCUUCUUCAAGAAAUACUCACCGACUCGGUAAAGUUCGCCGCGGACGUUGAGAAACUUGGACGACGGGAGGGAGGCGACGAUGAAAGCGUGUCCGUCGGCCCCGAUGAACGUAAGUCCGACAAUAACGGUGAGCCGUUCGGUAAUUUAAACUUCGCUUUUCACGCCGACGAGGAGAAGUCAUUGGAACGAAACGGGAGCGUUCGAAAGGAGGAGAUGACGCCUAGUGGUUACGAGAAUCCCGCGUUCUUGGGCUCCUCGAGCGAUCCCGACGGACUUGAGUUCUACCUUAACAGACCAGUGGGCAAGAGCUUGGCCCGCUGCACCAUGGAGCAGCUGGACUGCAUAGACUCCGGAAUAAACAGCGUCGAGACGGUCGAGUUUCAGCCCGACCAGGAGCCCAGCCUGGAGGAAUCGCUGAUGGAGAUUAUAGACGCGAAACUCGGUCGAACGCACCUUCGCAAAAGCUGGGAGGACUUUCAAGCUCCGAAGGCAAAGAGCGCAGGCGACGACGAGCCGACCGAGAAAGUAACGGAGCCCCAAGGGGAGGUUGAAUCACCGCCCGAGACGGGUGGCAGUGAUACCGAUACCUCCGAACCUCUCGACGAGGUUCAAACUGAUCCCAGCUUCGCAAAGCUGCGCUUGGAGUUCAGCAAGAAACCGAUUAACGAGGAAGUUCAGCUUCGAAGAAGGGCCGACUCGAUCAGGUCCUCGCUGGUCGCCCAGGCCAGGGAACGCUCGGAUUCGUUCGGGAGGCUGCAGGAGGACAAGGAAUCGAACGGGUCUGAGCUGGACGACUCGUGCUCCGUGAUCCCGGAGAGCCCGCGCGACAUCGUGCUCUUCCGCAAAAACAGGAAACCCACGAUCGUCUUCCUCCACGGCUUCGGCUCAAGCGCCGACGUCUUCGAACUCCAACUCGAGUACUUCUCCAGUCUCGGCUACCCCUGCAUCGCCCCCGACAUGCUCGGCCACGGACUCAGUUCCGCUCCUGAUCGCGCCAGCGAUUACCACUUCGAAAAGCUCCUGAAGGACCUCGUCGUUCUUCUUCAUCAUUACGCUUUCAGGCCUGGACAUAAGUGCGUCAUAGUCGCGCACAACUACGGGUGCAGUCUCGCCGCCGCGUUGGCCUGCAAGUUCGAAAGCAAUAUUCAUCAGCUGGUCCUGAUAUCCGGCGGUGGUCCAACGCCCCUGGCGAGACCGAGUGCUGAGGGGGCUGCUCACUGCUGCUUAAGAGCGAUGGUGGCUCCUCUUCUGGUCUGCGGUCUUCGCCGAGAGGUCAUGUACUCUCCCAGGGGACGCCAACACCCCUACUGCGGUUCCGAGCCCCCGGAGCAGCGACCUUCCCACAUGAAAUACGUCCUCGAUGGCAUGGUCUGGCCCGAAGGGGAGUACACGCUCUACAGGCGGAUCUGCACACCGACUUUACUCGUUCAUGGACUCAGAGACAACGAGGUGUCACUUGUUCAGGAGUGUCAGAUGGAAAGGACGAUGGUGAAAGCGUUUUUGGAAGCCCUUCCAUCGGCCGGUCACAACCCAAUGACGGACUGUCCGGAACAGCUGAACCACAUGAUUCAUUGUUUCAUAGACUUGUGGAAGAACAAGAAGUGGUAGAAACAAGUAUUCGGGAG